AGAAUUUCGCGCGAAAACUGAAGAAAACACGUGUUCGUAAAUUCACUCGCGCGCUCGCCCCCGCACACAACUAAUAGCUGCGGGAGGCGCUGAAGCGGUGUUUUUGAAUAAACAUGGCGACCUUAUUCUCGUAUUUUACCAAGAUACCAGGUAAAAAGACAGAUAAAACAUCACCCAAAGCAGGGGACAAGGCAGAAACAGAUAAACCCGUUUCACCUCAAGAGAGUGCAAAGGAAAAAAUAUCGUCAAAAUCUGUUUUUACAAAUGGACACCAGACGUUUACCCCUGGAGAUCUGGUCUGGGCCAGACUGGAAGGAUAUCCCUGGUGGCCCAGCCUUGUUUGCAACCACCCCACCCUCCAGAAAUGCACCAAGAAGGAUGGCAAGCGAGGGCUCGUCCAUGUCCAGUUCUUUGAUGACCCACCUAGUCGUGCCUGGAUCAGUGACAAACUUGUAGACCCCUACAGAGGGAGCCAGGCCAAGGAAUGCCAGUUUGGCUGCAAGUUCCAUACCACCAAACCAGAUGUGAGGAGGGGAAUGGAUCAAGCCGAUGAGGCACUCAAGAAAGAAAGGGAGGAAAGGAUGAAACUUGUCGUCUGCCAUGUUCCAUCAGAAGAUGAAGAUGAGGAGGAGGAGGAGGACGAGAUGGAGAUUGAAGAUGCAAGUGAUGGCAGUGCAAGUGAAGACAACAUCACAAGCAGUAAAAGAAAGCCAAGAGCAGCUGCUAAGAAAGCCAUGAGCACACAGAAGAAGAAACGAAGGAGAAUCAUGGUUGCCUCUGACAGUGAUAGUUCAGGAGAUGAAUUCAAACCUGAAAGUGAUGAUGAAUCUGAAGGAGCCGAGAGCAGUGGAGUGGAUGAAGAUGACAUCUCAGGACCUGAGACGGAGUCAGACCCUGAAACACCAAAGAAAGCUAAAAAGCGAAAGAGGGGUUCCACUUCAACUGUCACUCCUUCCACGAAAAAGCCUGCAACGAAGGGUCGUAGCGUACUAACUCCAUCUUCUAUGGCACGCCCAGAUUCGGCUACCCCACCCCCUAAGAAGACGUUUGGCACACCGUCUGUCAGCUCGUCCACCAAAGCUAAGCUCUCUGCAUUCCAGUCUCCUUCUCCUUCUCCGUCUCCAACCCCUGCAUCUGAAUCAGACGUAGCACGCUUUCCACAUCAGCGACAAGAAUGGCUUAAACCAGGCAAAAGAAAAGACAUCAAAGGCAGACCAGAGCAUGACCCUGAAUAUGAUCCCAGUACUCUCUUCGUACCAAAGACUUUCUUGGAUAAAUGCACCCCUGCUAUGAGACAAUGGUGGGAGAUGAAAUCCAAGUAUUAUAAUGCUGUUCUUUUCUUUAAGAUGGGAAAAUUCUAUGAGCUGUAUCACAUGGAUGCAGAGGUAGCCGUCAAAGAGCUUGGACUCAUCUACAUGAAGGGAGAGAAUGCACAUUCCGGCUUCCCUGAGAUAGCGUUUAGUCGGUACAGUGAUACGCUAAUCCAGAAGGGGUACCGUGUUGCUCGGGUGGAACAGACGGAGACCCCAGAUAUGAUGCAGGAAAGAAUUAAAAACAUGAGCAGAUCUGUAACAAAAUUUGACAAAGUUGUCAAGAGAGAGAUAUGCAGGAUUUCAACUCAAGCGACAAGAACCUAUAACUUUAUAGAUGGUGAUACAUGUGAGGCACAGAGCAGCUAUCUUCUUGCAGUCACUGAGAGGCAGAGUGACGGGAGCUUCGGUGGGGAGAGUGUCUACGGUGUAUGCUUUGUGGAAACAUCCAUUGGCAAAUUCUAUAUUGGUCAGUUUGAGGAUGACCGUCAUAGUUCUAGAUUCAGGACACUGAUAGCUCACUAUCCCCCUUCCCAGGUUUUGUUUGAACGCGGCAAGCUCCUCGGGAAGACCCAGCAGCUCCUGUCCAGUAACCUGAUGUCCGUCCUCAAAGACUCUCUCCUUCCUGGAUCUGAGUUCUGGGAUGCUGCUAAGACACUGAAGGUACUCAAGGAGAAGGAUUACUUUGAGGAUAGCGAGAGAGACAAGGAUGAAGAGGAGAAGGAAAGACUGAACUGCUGGCCAGAUGAACUGAAAGAGAUGCUGUCAGAUGCUGAUUCUCUUGGAUUGACUCCUAAGGAGGGAUGUGAGAUGGCCCUAUCUGCUCUUGGGGCAUGUACAUGGUACCUCAAGAAGUGCUGUCUGGAGCAGGAGCUGUUGUCCAUGAGGAACUUUGAGGUGUACAAACCUCUAGAUGCAGAGCCCACCAAACCCUCCUCACCCCUCCCAACCUUCACAUCUAAACAACACAUGGUCCUAGACAGUAUAACACUGAGCAACCUCGACAUCAUUGAGAAUAGCAGCACCGGGACAAAAGAGGGCACCCUGCUGGAGACUCUAGAUCGCUGUCGGACACCAUUUGGGAAGAGGCUGUUCAAACAAUGGCUCUGCACCCCUCUGUGCAAUCCGAAAUCUAUCAGUGAUAGACUGGAUGCCAUUGAAGAUAUCCAUAACAACCCAGACAUUGUAGGAGAAGUUGCGGAACUCAUCAAAAAGCUGCCUGAUCUUGAAAGACUACUCAGCAAGAUCCAUACUCUUGGUUCAUCCAAGAGGAACUCGGACCAUCCAGACAGCAGAGCCAUUUUCUUUGAAGAUGCAGUGUAUAGUAAACGUAAGAUCAGUGACUUCAUCACUGCACUAGAUGGCUUUGAGAGUGGUCUCAAGGUCGUUAAACUCUUCAAGAAAGCUGUGCCAGAUGUUAGGUCAUCAUUACUAAAGGCUUGUGUAUCUCUGAAGUUGACUGGAGGCAAGUACCCUGACUAUGCGGACACCUUGGAGUUCUUUGAGACUGCGUUUGAUCAGAAGAAAGCAAAGGAAAAAGGAGCCAUCAUCCCAUGUAAGGGUGUCAUCCCAGAAUAUGACAAUGCCAUCUCCGACAUGGCUGACACCAAGGACAGGCUCCAGGAGUACUUGGAGAAACAGAAAAAGAGGCUUGGCUGCAAGAACAUUGUCUACUGGGGCACGGCCAAGAACCGAUUCCAAAUGGAGAUCCCGGAGUCUGCCCUCUCUCGCCAUAUUCCCGAAGAGUAUGAGCUCCAGUCCUCCAAGAAGGGUUACAAACGCUACUGGUCUCCGACGAUUCAGAAGCUGCUAGCGGACAUGAUGAACGCAGAGGACAGGCGAGAUGCUGCCCUCAAAGACUCAAUGAGGAGAGUCUUUCAUAAAUUUGAUGAGCACUACAAGUCCUGGGAUGCUGCUGUCCAGUGCCUCUCAGUUCUUGAUGUCUUGAUGAGCUUUGCUGAUUAUAGCCAGUCUGCAGAUGGCAACAUGUGUAGACCCGACAUCAUACUGCCCUCUGAGAGUGACCAGCCGUACAUCGCUAUUGUAGAAGGGCGUCAUCCUUGCAUAGCACAUACCUUCGCUGGAGGGGACUACAUCCCUAACGACACAUUUAUAGGCAUUAAAAAUGAGAAUGAGAUGGAUGAUGGAGAGGGUAACCAUGGCAACAGCAGCUGUAUCCUGGUGACGGGACCCAACAUGGGUGGCAAGUCAACCCUGAUGAGACAGGCGGGGCUGAUUGUCGUCAUGGCGCAGCUUGGAUGCUACGUCCCUGCAGAGGGUUGUAGACUGACACCGGUAGACAGGGUCUUUACAAGGCUUGGUGCAAGAGAUAACAUUUUAUCAGGUGAGAGCACCUUCUUUGUGGAGCUCAGUGAGACGGCCAGCAUCCUCAAACACGCCUCCAAGCAUUCCCUCGUUCUCAUGGACGAGUUAGGGCGGGGCACGGCAACGUACGACGGCACAGCCAUAGCAACGGCCGUUGUGAAGGAACUUUCCGAGGUGGUUGGAUGUAGGACACUCUUCUCAACCCACUAUCAUUCCCUAGUGGAAGACUUCUCUCAUGACCCGAACAUCAGGCUAGGUCACAUGGCAUGUAUGGUUGAGAAUGAGAAUGAAGAAGACCCUUCACAGGAAACCAUCACGUUCCUCUACAAGUUUGUGGGAGGGGCUUGUCCAAAAAGCUACGGUUUCAAUGCCGCCCGAUUGGCUGACAUACCAGAUGAGUUCCUGAUGUGUUAUAGAUAUUGGCCCGAAUUCACAAAGGUGGACUAAAGUUAUACCCGGGGUAUAAAACGCGUCAUUUGACGUCAUUUUAAUCCAUGGACUAA
Molecule: messenger RNA, 4138 nt
Organism: Lytechinus pictus (painted urchin)
Lineage: Eukaryota; Metazoa; Echinodermata; Echinoidea; Temnopleuroida; Toxopneustidae
Product: DNA mismatch repair protein Msh6-like
Exons: 30
Coding region: 114-4082 (1322 amino acids)
Biological process (GO): mismatch repair
Cellular component (GO): MutSalpha complex; nucleus
Molecular function (GO): mismatched DNA binding; ATP-dependent DNA damage sensor activity; ATP binding
Source: RefSeq, a predicted model, not a curated record